AUGGCUGUGGAUGCAUCUAACAUCAUAUCCAUCCUCAGUCCAGAUUCUCAGUCUGGCAUGAGGCAGCUAAGAGUUAUCAAACCCCAGUGGAUUUUAAGGACGCACGGCCCCGGCGCCACCGGCCAGGCGGCCGCCAACUGGACGGCGGGCUUCGGCCGCGGGCCCACGCCGCCCGCGCUAGUGGGCAUCCGGCCCGCUGGGCCGGGCCGUGGCGCGCGCCGCCUGCUCGUGCUGGAGGAGUUCAAGACGGAGAAGCGGCUGUGCAAGAUGUUUUACGCCGUCACGCUGCUCUUCCUGCUCCUCUGGGGGCCCUACGUCGUGGCCAGUUACCUGCGGGUAUUGGUGCGGCCCGGCGCCGUCCCCCAGGCCUACCUGACGGCCUCCGUAUGGCUGACCUUCGCGCAGGCUGGCAUCAACCCCGUCGUGUGCUUCCUCUUCAACAGGGAGCUGAGGGACUGCUUCAGGGCCCAGUUCCCGUGCUGCCAGAGCCCCCAGACCACCCAGGCGACCCUCCCCUGCGACUUGAAAGGCAUUGGUUUAUGAAGGACUCUCCUGCCACAGUCCCUGCCCCAAACCCAGCCUUUCCCUUUGGCUUGGACAACGUCGUUUGUCCCCACUACUGUCCCCUUUUUAAUUUUCUAAGCUGCCUUCAAAAUGACUCUCGAAGUGGAAAACACUUGGAUUGUACAGACUCCUCUUUGGGGGGUGGAGGUGGGGAUUGCGUGUUCCAGCCCCACUCCAGCUCCGCACAUUCCUUCUCCUAAGAUACUACUUUCUUCCUGACAAUAGGCCCUGCAGUCUUUUUGUACUGGUACUAACGUCUUUUUAUCCCAUGUGUGAUUACUUUUUUCUUUUUCUAUAAAAGCUAAACUAAUCUUCAUGCAACAUUUCCUAAAGGCCAUGGCCAGUUUUCUACAGAAGCUAUUUUUGACAACCUCAAGUGGCAUUACAUUUUGCGGUGACGUAGAGGAACCCACGGGGAGCUCACAAGUUAGAUUUCUCGAGGGCCUUCUGUUGGAAGCAGGAGAAGGGGGCCGGGAGGUUAGUGUCUAAAGUUCCCCCUGAAUGCCUGCUGGGUCAGCUGUGCUGCGCUGGUUCUUUGGAAGUGUUGAGAACUUUGUUCAGUGUUGAUCUUGAACUUAAAGAGCAGAAUGGGAGUCAGUAGCAAGGCAGUCAUACUGUAAGCAGUAAGUAACAAGAUUUGGUUCCUAGUUUAUCCUGUACUACUGAAAAAUACAUGUCAGCGACAACUGUUUUCUGUAUUAUACCAAUCUUGAAUGGAAACAUUUCUGUAAAAUUGUACCUUUUAAAAGACUAAAAAGUGUUUGGGUUAGUAAUGGUUUGGAGAAGUACAGUAUUGCAUGUGUUUGUAUGUACUGGUUGUGGUUCACAGAUUGGGAGGGCUCUGAGAAGCAGAGUACUAAGUCAAAAUUGUUUAGGUAUUUCUUACCAGUAAAAAUUAAAAUAAUUUUACGGAAAUGGCUUGUGCUUUGAAAAGCCCAGUUUUAUUCUGUCUUAUGAAACUAAUUUCCAUUUUGAAAGUUGUUCUGUUGUCCUUGGUAUAAUAAAUGAAUGGAAUAUAAAGAUACCCUCCUUCUAGGAGACGAAGCAUUUCCUUAAAAUGUUUGCUAGGUUAAACUGUGCUGUUCUAUUGAUGGUUGUUUUGAAUUAUUAAUGAGAACUAUAAUUUAAAUAAUAUUUCUUUGUUAGAUGUUACUCUUAAAUUGAAAGACAAUUCUGCAAGUACUAUAUAAUAUUUUUUGCUUAUAAUGCUACAUUUUUAUUAAUGUACCUUCCAUUUUGAGGAUUUAUAUCUGUAUUUCUCUUUGCAUUAUACAAAUAUACCAGUAUUUUCAUUCUGGA
Galeopterus variegatus (Sunda flying lemur) is the source of this 1863-nucleotide messenger RNA. It is a transcript of the gene GPR27, whose product is annotated as G protein-coupled receptor 27. Lineage: Eukaryota; Metazoa; Chordata; Mammalia; Dermoptera; Cynocephalidae. Gene Ontology annotation, cellular component: plasma membrane. The coding region runs from base 1 to 543 and encodes 180 amino acids. The record is from RefSeq and is a predicted model, not a curated record. The transcript has 2 exons. Gene Ontology annotation, molecular function: G protein-coupled receptor activity. Gene Ontology annotation, biological process: G protein-coupled receptor signaling pathway.